Messenger RNA from Egretta garzetta (little egret), 3039 nucleotides. Its product is annotated as transcription factor HES-5. The transcript has 3 exons. Gene Ontology annotation, cellular component: nucleus. Gene Ontology annotation, biological process: regulation of neurogenesis; regulation of transcription by RNA polymerase II; anterior/posterior pattern specification. Lineage: Eukaryota; Metazoa; Chordata; Aves; Pelecaniformes; Ardeidae. The record is from RefSeq and is a predicted model, not a curated record. The coding region runs from base 1100 to 1573 and encodes 157 amino acids. Gene Ontology annotation, molecular function: RNA polymerase II cis-regulatory region sequence-specific DNA binding; protein dimerization activity; DNA-binding transcription factor activity, RNA polymerase II-specific.
CAGCCAGCAGACCUGAGCAGGCAACCUAGAAUAGCCUGGAAAAAAAAAAAAAAAUUCUCAAAAAGGCAGCUUUGAUCCUGGAUUCUAUCUGGUCCUUUCCACUAUGUUACCUGUGUUCAUUGCAAUACACGUGGCGCAUAUACUGAGAAAGCCCACGGCUGAGCAGUCACAGGGUAUCCUAGCACCUGUAUUUACAUUCUGCAAGUGGGAUAACACAAAGUAAUAGGCAAGAACUGACUCUUCACUGCAUCUCAGUUAUCUGUAAAGGGAAAAUACAUUUAUGUGGAGACUCAGGACCAAGGGAACAGGGAGGCAUUUGCAAAGUGGCAUGAAAUUAAAUAGGACACGUUUGGGAAAGGCAUCAUAAUCAUUACAUGUCACGGGCUGCUAUGGGAAAGGCCAGAUUACCCAAACAACAGCAAGGAAGAGCUCUGACUCCAACUUACAGAGGGACUUUGAGUAUUUAAACAAUGGAGAGGAAAAUAUUUCAAGCUAACUGCUUAGUGCAAAUUGUUUUAAAGGUCCUUCCCUCGAUUUUUGUCUUUAGUUGCCCGAAAAUUAUCUGGUACUGUAUUCAUCUAAGCACGGUUUAAUGUCAAUGAAAGGGUUUAGUCCCUCUAAUUCUGCAUCUUUUCCUUUUCAACCUCUCUUUCGGUCAUGGGCACAGAGCAUUAUCUCUUCCUGGGAUCGGUCUUCUGUACUUAAUUUCACCACAGCCUGGGAAAAGGCAGCACAUUGAGAUGUUGACGUUCCCAACAUCAGGCAGAAGUUUGAUUAUAAUGAUGGCAAACGCUUUCCCACGUUCUUACCCCAGCGCCGCGAUGCCAAGCCCCAUUGUGUCACACGCUCCCCAGUCCACCUGCUCCUUUGGGAGCAGGGUAUUAUCCCCAGGCAAUUCACAGUCAAUUUGCCAUGCUGUAAUAGAUGCUUUCUCUAUUGUCCCGGGGCACGCAUGGAUUGGCUAUCGACUGUGGGAAACUCCAAGUCGCUGAGGACCCAUACAUUUGUAUGCAGCCGCUGCGUAUAAAUAGAGGAGCUCCCAGCUCCCUUGGCCACCUGCUCACCAGCGAGCUCUGAGCCGAAAUCGGCACUUGGGAUAAUGGCACCCAGUGCUCUCUCCCUGGAAAUCCUAACACCCAAAGAGAAGAACAGACUCAGGAAACCCAUUGUAGAAAAGCUGCGCCGUGACCGGAUUAACAGCAGCAUCGAGCAGCUGAAACUGCUCCUGGAGAAGGAGUUUCAGAGACACCAGCCCAACUCCAAGCUGGAGAAAGCCGACAUCCUGGAGAUGACCGUCAGCUACCUGAAAUACAGCCGAGCUUUUGCAGCAUCUGCCAAAAGCCUACAGCAGGAUUAUUGCGAAGGGUACGCUUGGUGCCUCAAAGAAGCUCUGCAAUUCCUGUCUCUCCAUUCAGCAAACACAGAAACCCGGAUGAAGCUGAUCUGCCAUUUCCAGAGGUCGCAAGCAGUGCCGAAGGACCCUGGUUCUUCUUCUGCACCCGCUUCCACCCACCAGCCCCCUGCAAAACAAGCAGCACUGAAACCCUCCUGCAGCCUUUGGAGGCCUUGGUAGGCCAAAAGUAUGCUCAUGUGUUUCCUGGACAUUUGCUCAUAUUCCAGAGGAGAUCGUGACUUGCUAUACAAGUCCCCCCCACUCCUCUCAUGAGUAGGGAAGAAUGUUUUCCUUUUGCAGAGCAUUACUAUGCUCGGAUGUCUGCUUCCCUUCUUCCAGAAGGACUGAAACGAUCCCACCGCGUGGAGAGGAAGUUGUUCGAAAAGAACGUGAGAUGUAAUCCUCCUGCUAGGAGGACUGAGAGGAGUUGUUCAGAGAGGAACGCCGACUGUUCUUAACCUUAGUGAGGUUGUACGUGUACAUCCGUUGAGAAAGCAGUAACUUCUAAGAUGUCCAGGCUAGCAUUUUCAAAAGUGUCCAUUCAGGAGGAGCCCUCUCCUCGGACCUGCCCCCCUUGAGACUCCUCAGUGUCCCCAGCCAUCCGCACCGGGACCGCCCGGCUGCAGCUGUAGCCCUGGGGCCCAAGGCGUCUCAAGCAGAGCAGGUAGCCUUCUGGACACCUUUGAAAACCUAGCUGUCCUAUGGGUGCUGUAACGGGUUCUAUGAUAUUUGUAGACUGUACUCUGAAAAUGGUUAAACCAUAACUCAAACCGCGUAGAGGAAAUUCCUCACUCAGGAUGUCUUGCUCACAAAAUCAGAGUGCUGUUUGUGAGGUUCAGGAUACCUACGCCUUUUAUAAAGGCAAAAGCUCAUUUUUAUAUCCUUAUAGGAAAGAAAGUUACGGCUGUGUUGUCGAUUUUACAAGAAAUACUUAUCAAAGUCUUUCAUGAAAGGCAGGUGUACAAAUUAUAUUUACUCUUUGGUACCCUACCACCAGGGGAGAAUGUGAAUUCAUUACUGUCCUUAGAGGAUCCUACGGCAUGUUAGGCGUGAGCUGCACCAGUUGUAUAACCUGUGCCAGAAAUUGUCUUGAACUUCCGAAGUCGCAGAAACUUUUAACGGUAACAAGAAUAAAUAAAACUCGAGUUCAUAAAUCCAGCAAGUUAUUCUGUCUUGAGUUGUUCGCAUAGCUGAUUUCCCUGUGGUCCCUGGGGUGAAAGGACACCAGGCAAAGAUUUCAGCAAAAGCAAAGAUACUCAGAAUUGGUAUUUAAUUGCCUCACCAGUUUUGUGCCUGCUUGGGACCCCCCCACCCCCACCCCAAUGCUGUUUUCCACAGCGGAGAACACGCAGCUCCAAAAUACCAAACCCGUGUGGGACAAAAAUACCGAGACAUGGCCAACCAAGAGAUUCUUUGGAAAUUCAGACCCAAGGGGCUUGUCAAGAAAGGUCACGGCAAGGGCGACGUGGGGAAAACGCCCGCCUGACGCCCGAGGACCGAAAUACUUCCAGUUGCUGAGGUUUGCGAGGCGCAUCACGGUACCUUCCGUGUCCCCGGGGCGCGCGUCCACUCACAAAAUGCUGGGGAUCGCGGGGAAUUUUAAGUCUAGCUUUCCGCCGGGCGGGCGCCUGAGGCGCGAGUCACCA